Molecule: messenger RNA, 2346 nt
Organism: Saccostrea cuccullata (small rock oyster)
Lineage: Eukaryota; Metazoa; Mollusca; Bivalvia; Ostreida; Ostreidae
Product: dynein intermediate chain 3, ciliary-like
Exons: 15
Coding region: 135-1958 (607 amino acids)
Biological process (GO): outer dynein arm assembly; cilium movement
Cellular component (GO): outer dynein arm
Molecular function (GO): dynein light chain binding; dynein heavy chain binding
Source: RefSeq, a predicted model, not a curated record
GCAUGGCUUGAUUACUGUUACUCUUGACAACACCUGCAAGUACUCCAUGCCAAGUUAGAGGGGAUUUUUGUUUGUUUAUUGAGACCUUGUGGAAAUUGUAAUCAAAGUUGUGACAAGAACUAAAAAAACUCAACAUGGAGAUUGUGUAUGUUUACACAAAGAAGCGCCAGGAAUUUGGCCGACAAUGCAACUUCUCAGACAGACAAGCAGAGUUGCAUGUGGACAUAACACCAGACCCAUCUCUGGCAGAUAAUUUCAUUGAAAGAAACCCAGUUGACACAGGGAUACAAUGUGUCCAGGAAAUGUCAGAACAUGAGAUCAAUACAGAAAGAUUUGAAACAAGUUCACGGGGAAUAAAUCACACAGAAGGAGGAUGGCCAAAAGACGUCAACCCACAGGAGGUGGAGCACGUCACAAGAUACAGGAAGAAGGUCGAGAAAGAUGAAAUGUACAUCGCUGCUAUCCAACAAUUAGGAACUAUCAUGGAACAUACCAUCAGACAAAACAAUGCCAUAGAUAUUUAUCAAGAAUACUUUGAAGACAUUGAACUUGACACAGUUGAUGAGGCUCCUUCAGCAAAAACAAUUAAUGUAUUUAGAGAUCCAAAUGAAAUCAAGAGAACCUCCACACACAUUUCCUGGUUCCCAGACGGUCCCAGGAAGCUGGCAGUAGCUUACUGUAACCUGGAGUUCCAGGGAUCCACACCUGACACAAGCAUGGAGUCAUAUAUCUGGGAUGUGGAAAACCCAAACAAACCAGAGACAGUAUUAAAACCUGUGUCUCCUCUAGUGUGUUUAGAAUACAACCCUAAAGACUCACAUAUUCUACUGGGAGGCUGCUACAAUGGUCAAAUUGCUUAUUGGGACACAAGGAAGGGAUCCCAGCCGGUGGAAAUGUCCCCUAUAGAACACAGUCACAGAGACCCAGCCUACAAGGCCAUAUGGAUUCAAUCCAAAACUGGAACUGAGUGCUUCUCUGCCUCCUCAGAUGGACAGGUGCUAUGGUGGGAUAUCAGAAAAAUGGGAGAACCCACAGAAAAACUCUACCUAGACCCGACCAAGAAACAGGACCCAACUAAAGCCCUGGGAGCCAUGGCACUGGAAUAUGAACCAACUAUGCCCACAAAAUUUAUGGUAGGAUGUGAACAAGGCUCAAUAUUGUCAUGUAACAGAAAAGCCAAGACACCAGCAGAAAAGAUUGUAGCCCAAUAUAACGGUCACUUAGGUCCUGUGUAUUCACUUCAACGAAAUCCAUUCUUCCCUAAGAACUUUCUCAGUGUGGGUGACUGGAAGGCUAGGAUCUGGUCAGAAGAUAUUAGGGAAUCCUCUAUCAUGUGGUCAAGACAAUACAAGUCCUACCUUACAGACGGAUGUUGGAGUCCUGUUAGACCCUCUGUGUUCCUCGUUACUAAAAUGGACGGCACCCUGGAUGUCUGGGAUAUUAUCUUUAAACAAAAUGACCCAACUCUUAGUUUACAGGUUUGUGAUGAGCCAUUACACAGUCUGAGGGUGCAGGAACAGGGCCGAUUAAUCGCCUGUGGGUCACAUUCUGGUACCACCACCUUAUUAGAACUAUCGGACAGUUUGUACACACUUCAGAGGAACGAGAAGAACUUAGUCACAGCUAUGUUUGAAAGAGAAACAAGGAGAGAGAAGAUCUUAGAUUCUCGACACAGAGAAAUGAAAUUAAAGGAAAGGUCGAAGAGUUCAGCAGAUGGUGCAAAGGUAAUUAGAGAGGAGGAGCCAGAGGAGGGGCGUCUGGAGGAGGAAGAUCUGUACACCAAGGCUGAGAAGGAGUUCUACAGCAUCAUAGAGCAGGAGAAGAAACAGCUGGAGAAAAAACAACAGAUGAUCAGCGACCCCGACAAAACAGACACAGGAAAACAAUCACCAAUUGCAGAAGGAGAUGAAGAAGAGAAAACAAAUGGAAAUCCUGAAUCGGACCAGAAGAAAGAUUAAUGAUGCCGUUUUUUGCUCUGGAACUCCAUUAUGAUGCAGCUAAAAGCCAAAGCAAAAUUUUACCACCAUUAUAACACUGUAGGGAAGCUAUAUAUCAUGUUUGAGAAAGACAAAGACAAGAAUAAAAUCAAUAUCAUAACUUUUGCCAAGACUUCCAAAUGAAAACAUAACUUGCUGUGAUGCUGUUUUUAUACAUCAGAGUGCUUUACAAUAAAUUGAACAUCGUUAUCUCGAAUACAAUGUACUGAGUCAAACAGUGGUACUGCAUUUAAUUUGUUGAUUACGUUUUAUUUAACAAACUGAACUGUUGUGGUAAAAUCUAAUGAGAUUUAUUUGUAAAAAAUUAUAUUUUAUUUAUACCAUCUUGUUACCAAUAAAUUAAUUCUUU